GUGAAAGCGCUUAUAAGCGCGUGACGCAGCAGAAUCUGUGGUCUGUUCUGCAGAGUGUUCAUCAUUUUUUCUUAAUUAAACGCGUUAUUAGCGGUCAUGGCGCAGAGCAUGCUGCUGUACUGGAGCUCGGGUUCUCCGCCGUGCUGGAGAGUCAUGAUCGCGCUGGAGGAGAAGCAGCUGCAGGGAUACAAACACAAACAUUUGUCUUUUGACAAGAACGAACACAAGUGUGCAGAAGUGAAAGCUCUCAAUCCCAGAGUUCAGGUUCCAACAUUCAAGCACGGAGACCUCGUCGUGAACGAGUCGUUUGCUGCGUGUCUGUAUCUGGAGAGCGCGUUUAAGUCUCAAGGCAGCCGUCUGAUCCCAGACGACCCGGCUGAACAAGCGCUCGUCUACCAGCGAAUGCUUGAGACCAACAACCUGCAGCAGAAAAUGUAUGACGUGGCUUUCUACGAAUGGUACGUUCCUGAAGGAGAGAGGCAUGAAUCGGCUCUGAAGAGGAAUAAAGAGAGUUUAAUCGCCGAGCUCAAACUGUGGGAUGGAUACUUGGAGAAGAUGGGUAAAGGCUCGUACCUCGCUGGCAAGAACUUCACUAUGGCUGAUGUGGUUUGUUUCCCCGUCAUCGCGUUUUUCCCGCGACUUCACUGUCCUCCGGAGCGUUGUCCCAGACUGAUGGAGUACUACAAGAUGCUAAAGGACCGUCCCAGUAUUAAAGCCAGCUGGCCUCUUGAGUGGCUGGAGAAACCCGAGGGUGAAGACACGUUCAAGAACCUGUGAAGAACAUCAGGACUGCCCAAACACCACUUAAUUCAGUUUUAUGUUCAACUUACUGUAUUAAAUCACAACCCUUGACUGUGAUCAGUCUCCUUUACAGUGCAGCAGCUUCAGUUUGUCUGAUGUUUGAUAAUUAACAUCAAUCAUUUAUCUUUAACCCAGCGGGCCGCUUUGUGUGAACUCAUUUUUAAAGAUAAAGCUUGUUGUUAUUGUGGCUGUCAUGAUUAAUGUCAACAGCUGUUAUUGUUUUGGGACUAACUAAGUUUUAUCCUGCUCAUGCAAAAUAAAGAACAUAUUUACCAUCAUUACAACAAAAAA
Molecule: messenger RNA, 1092 nt
Organism: Sinocyclocheilus grahami
Lineage: Eukaryota; Metazoa; Chordata; Actinopteri; Cypriniformes; Cyprinidae
Product: glutathione S-transferase A-like
Exons: 6
Coding region: 97-777 (226 amino acids)
Biological process (GO): L-phenylalanine catabolic process; glutathione metabolic process
Cellular component (GO): mitochondrion
Molecular function (GO): glutathione transferase activity; maleylacetoacetate isomerase activity
Source: RefSeq, a predicted model, not a curated record